Chrysoperla carnea is the source of this 383-nucleotide messenger RNA. RefSeq lists its product as uncharacterized. NCBI's taxonomy places the organism in Eukaryota, Metazoa, Arthropoda, Insecta, Neuroptera, Chrysopidae. The transcript has 2 exons. The coding region runs from base 58 to 375 and encodes 105 amino acids. The record is from RefSeq and is a predicted model, not a curated record.
CAGUGACUAAUCAACUGACACUCAAUUUGUAAGUACAUUGGCUAUUUGGAAUCCACAAUGCGACUUGUGAUUUUUGGAAUCUUGUGUGUAUCGUUACAAAUAUUAGCAGAGCCACAACAGAAACAAGUGAAAUUUAAUCAAACAUCAGUUCAAGCAAAUGAUGCACGCCAAGAGUGGGGAAACAGGGACUUGCCACACGGUGUGCAAAUUCCUCCUAGAAGAUCUGGUAAUCAACAAUCUGAAUCCGGCGUUCAAAUCCCUCCUACCUAUCGUUGGAUUGAUUCUGAGGGUAAGAUAGGCCAAACAGACUUUGGCCCAACUAAGCCUUAUAAUCCAAUAUCUUUUAGUAAACAGAACAAAAUUGAAAAAUUAUGAUAAUGGAA